Molecule: messenger RNA, 3439 nt
Organism: Columba livia (rock pigeon)
Lineage: Eukaryota; Metazoa; Chordata; Aves; Columbiformes; Columbidae
Gene: RBM19
Product: RNA binding motif protein 19
Exons: 25
Coding region: 151-3018 (955 amino acids)
Cellular component (GO): nucleolus
Molecular function (GO): mRNA binding
Source: RefSeq, a predicted model, not a curated record
CGCCUGCGCGGUGCGGCGCCUCGCUCACGUGACCCGACGGGAAGAUGGCGGCGCCCGCGGGCCGGCGUGUGCGGCGUUGAGUGCGGCCGGGCCGAUCCAGUUUCUGUCACUACUCCAGUUUCUGUCGCCACUCCGGUUUCUGUCACCGCCAUGUCGCGGCUCAUCGUGAAGAACCUCCCCAACGGGAUGAAGGAAGAGCGCUUUCGGAAGCUGUUCGCCGCCUUUGGCACGCUGACUGAUUGUUGCUUAAAGUUCACCAAAGAUGGCAAGUUCCGGAAAUUUGGCUUCAUUGGUUACAAGUCUGAAGAUGAAGCUCAAAUGGCACUGAACCACUUCAACAGAAGUUUCAUAGACACUUCCAGAGUCACAGUGGAGUUAUGCAAGGCUUUUGGUGACCCUUCAAAACCCAAAGCCUGGAGUAAGCACUCUCAGAAGGCUCCUGCCUCAGAAAAACAGCCCGAGAAACCUGUGAGAAGUGCAGCUCCUGCAGGCACAAAGAAAGAUAAAAAGAAGAAAGAUCCAACAGAAAACUUAAAGCAGCUGGAAGAAGAUAAAACAUUCCAGGAGUUCUUGGUGGUUCAUCAGAAACGGUCUCAGGUGGCCACUUGGGCUAAUGACACUUUGGCAGAGGAGCCCAAGAAGGGGAAAUCCAAGGCGGCAGAUGAUUAUCUCAACUUUGACUCAGAUGAGUCUGAGGAGCUGAGUGACGAGGAGGAGGAUGGGAAUGAACCCCCUGAAGAUAAGGAGGGCACUAAAGCAAAGAAAGGAGGGAAGAAGGCAGCUACCAGCAAAGACCUCUCGGAUAUGGACUACCUGAAAUCUAAAGUGGUGGAGGAUUCUUCCUCCUCAUCCAGUACAGAGGAUGAAACAGACAGUGAGGAGGAGGAAAGUGAGAGCGAGGAGGAUUCGGGCAUCGCAGAAACCAACGGCACUCACACAGGGAAAAGGGGGAAGCCAAAAGCCCAGCAAACACACCAAGAGGUGCCAGUGCAGAAGAAGACAAAAGGAUCUGCACUAGAGAACCGAGGCAGCUCGGCAGAAACCAGCACACCACACACAGUGAAACUUCGUGGUGUCCCCUCCAACAUCACUGAGCAAAAGAUUCGUGAAUUCUUCUUGCCUCUGAAGCCGGUGGCAAUCCGGAUAGGGAAAAAAGCCCGGGGGAAAAAUUCAGGUUAUGUCUUUGUUGACUUGAAGAGUGAAGCAGACAUGCAAAGGGCCUUGAAGCGGAAAAAAGAAUACCUGGGUGGCCGAUGCAUUGAGGUAUUCCGAUGCAGCAAUACCCCCAAAGAAACUGCUCCAGCCAAACCUGAUAACCAGCCGUGGCAAAGAAUAAUGAGGGAUGAUGAGGAAGAAGAGGACCUGGCUGAAUCAGGGAGACUCUUUGUCAGGAAUCUUCCCUUUACUAGCACUGAGGAGGACUUGGAGAAGAUCUUUUCCAAGUACGGACCCCUCUCGGAUAUCCAUUUCCCUAUUGACAGACUGACCAAGAAACCUAAAGGGUUUGCUUUCGUUACCUAUAUGAUUCCUGAGCACGCGGUGAAGGCCUACGCAGAACUGGAUGGGCAAGUGUUCCAGGGUAGAAUGAUGCAUCUUUUACCAUCCACAAUCAGAAAGGAAAAAAUCAAAGAUGCAGAUGCAGAAGGGUCUUCCUCCUACAAAAAGCGGAAAGACGCCAAGGACAAAGCCAACAGUGCCAGCUCUCACAACUGGAACACGCUGUUUGUGGGGACAAAUGCUGUGGCUGAUGCCAUUGCUCAGAAGUACAAUGCUUCCAAAAGCCAAGUGCUGGAUCACGAGAGUAAAGACAGCGUGGCGGUGAGGGUCGCUCUGGGAGAAACCGAGCUGGUCCAGGAAAUUCGCCGGUUCCUCAUUGAAAACGGAGUCAGCCUGGAUUCCUUCAGCCAGGCUGCUGCUGAGCGGAGUAAAACAGUGAUCCUGGUCAAGAACCUCCCCGCUGGCACCACCGUGGCAGAGCUGGAAGACGUCUUUGGCAAACACGGCAGCCUGGGCCGGGUGCUCUUGCCGGAGGGAGGCGUCACGGCCAUCGUGGAGUUCCUGGAGCCGACGGAGGCCAAGCAGGCAUUCAUGAGGCUGGCCUACUCCAGGUUUCAUUCUGUGCCGUUGUAUCUGGAAUGGGCUCCAAUGGGUGUCUUCGUCAACCCAACCCCUCCCAAAAAAAGCCCUGAGGCUCCAGAAAAGGAAGGCAAAGCAAAGCCGGUACCUGAUCCUGACGCUGACUCAGCUGUAAAGGGCUCAGAGGAAAUGGCAGCACAGGAAGAAGAGGAAGAAGAGGAGGAGGAGGAGGAAGAAGAAAGUAUUCCAGGGUGUACUUUGUUCAUCAAAAACCUCAACUUUGCUACCACAGAAGACACACUGAGGGAGACGUUCUCCAAAGUGGGAGCUGUGAAGAGCUGCACAAUAUCCAAGAAGAAAGACAAAGCAGGCGCUUUGCUUUCCAUGGGCUUUGGAUUUGUGGAGUACAAGAAGCCCGAGGGCGCCCAGAAAGCCCUGCGCCGGCUCCAGGGCUGCACUGUAGAUGGCCAUAAACUGGAAGUGAAAAUCUCAGAGAGAGCUCUCAGGCCCACUGUGAAAUCAUCCCGAAAGAAGCAAACCGUCAAGAAGCAGACGACUUCCAAAAUCUUGGUGCGAAACAUCCCGUUCCAGGCCACCGUCCGGGAAAUCAGGGAACUCUUCAGCACCUUUGGAGAGCUGAAGACCGUCCGGCUGCCCAAGAAAAUGGCAGGAACGGGAUCGCACCGCGGCUUUGGCUUUGUGGACUUCCUCACCAAGCAGGAUGCCAAGAAAGCAUUCAAUGCCCUGUGCCACAGCACACAUUUGUAUGGCCGCAGGCUGGUCUUGGAGUGGGCAGACACGGAGGAGACGGUGGAGGCCCUGAGACGGAAAACAGCCGACCAUUUCCACGACUCCCCAAAGAAGAGAAAACGCUCGGAGGUUUUGAAUGAAAUCCUGGAACAUCUGGAAGAGGAGGAGAACAACAAAGACGAGGCCAUUUAGCAGCCGCCUGGCAUUGGCGAGGUCUCUCAGUGAUGGAUGGAAAAGGAGGAGAAGCCUCUGCUGGGGACUCGGCAGCCAGCACACUUGUUGCCAGCGAAGUCCACUCAUCCUGGGAACCCAAGGGCUGAUUUAUUCCACGUGUCCGGGUCUCUGUUAUUCCCGGCUUUUUAAAUAGUCCUUAAAUUCGGAGCAGGACGAAGAGCUCCUGUCUGCCCACAGCUCCUACCAGAGGAUCUUCAAUUCGGGCAGGAACGCAAGUCCCCUCAGCUCAGAAACCACCCAGCCUUGUGGUGCAGAAACUUGGGGAGAUGGACACUUCCCUGCUGGCCCCGGGGACUCUGGCAAAAUACUCUUGAUAUCUGAAUUAAAUCAUAAUUACUGUACAUUAAAAACCACAUGUAUAUUUUACGAGUUUUCCAAA